Dermacentor silvarum is the source of this 1869-nucleotide messenger RNA. Its product is annotated as sterile alpha motif domain-containing protein 3-like. The record is from RefSeq and is a predicted model, not a curated record. The transcript has 10 exons. NCBI's taxonomy places the organism in Eukaryota, Metazoa, Arthropoda, Arachnida, Ixodida, Ixodidae.
UUGUACUAUUUACUGCGUCUGUGUGCGCUUGUUCGUGUUCCGCUCUACAAAUUGAUACUUUUUUGUUGGUUUUGUGCGCUGGGUCAACGAAGAUGCCGCCCAUACGUUGUUUAGUAACAGUGCCGAACCUCCGAGCGAAGCGGUCGUAUGUAUUAGAAGAUGGGUCCUUGGAAGCGCUGAAGCAAGCAGUUGCCGCAUGCCCUGUUCUCGGUGGUCUCGUGACAGUGUCAUCAAGCAAAUUUCAGGUGCUGGAUCCGACAUUCAACGAAUUUGUUGACCUCGCUGCCGAUGACAACAUACCUGAUAUGGCCAAAAUCGUUUGUGAAGUACAACAGGAAACUGACGCUGAAGGAGUAGCGUCAUGUUCAUCAUCACAGUGCACGUCAAAGGCCAUUUUGGAAGCUUGUGAGCAGAGCAGACCCAGUGAAAUGCUUCAUCCCUUUGAACUGCAAUCCAGCUCAGAUGACGAUGGGAUCAACUUUGUGAUGCCCAGCCUUGGCCCCCUCCAUGACAAAGUGAUCAGUGGCGAGCCACUCACAUCAUCUUCUUUUAGGCAGAUCAUCGACAUCUUGUUCGAUGCAAUGGCAAAAACAACACUUAUGUAACCACAUCUAUCUUACAGGUUCCCAACACGUCAGUUUUACAGCAAGGUGACGUCUCUGCUCCUUGAGAAAUACCCACAGCUGCGUGAUGUUGUUGGAAGUGGAUCUGACUCCUGGAAAGUAGCACUUCGAAAUAAAUUCAAAAACCAAAGACGGAAGCUUCAAGAUGAUCGUGUAUUGCACAACCGAAGCAAGUUUGGUGCUCAAAGAAAGGCAGAGGCAGCCGCCAGCGAGCUCCAGCGGAGCAAGAAGCCAAAGGUGGGCAUCGGCCUCCCAAAUGUCACAGGCGAAGAUGAAAGUAGUAUUGCCAGACACGAGGAAUGGCUGAUCUUAGAAGGCAGAAAGCCUAUACCAAAUGAGAAGGCAAUGCGAGAAAGAAUGGCCCUUACCGCAAGUAAAAGACUUCCUGACAUUGCCAAGAGCACUGUGCUUGAUGUCAAGACGAAGUAUCCAUACCUCAUGGAUUUUCAACGAUUCUGCAAUGACUUUCAUUAUCUGACAAAGGCAAAACCAACCAAGAAGGUUGCACACGCCAUUGAUGUGUUGACAAGGCUUGUCACCAGGAAGAAAGUGACCUGUGAUGAAAACGUGCUGCAUAUGUUACGGACAGCUAGUGAAAUGGAUCCAGCAAGGCUGAGAACAAGGCACAUCCUGGCACUUGCAGCACUAGAUGUUGUUGCAUCAAAUGUGAAGGAGCGAGCAGCAUUGGGAACUCUCUUUGUACCAGAGAAUGAUGACAUUCCAGCAACACCCUGUGUGGCAUUUACUGGGGAUACAGUACAGAAUGCGGAGUUUCUCUUCUUGUUGGUCGACCGGGAGAAAUGUUUUUCAGUAAUGAAUGCAGAAGAGGGGCUUGCAGCAAUCAUGUGCGCAUACUGGUUGUUCAAUCUACAGUAUGACCGCAAAGUAUUUAACACACUUGUUGUGCUUGAGCGGUUUUUUGUGGGCCUUGACCUAACGACACCAAGGUCUGUGGUGACUAAGUUUCUGAACAGAGUUGUUAAAGCUUCAAAUGCUCAGAAUUUUAGCUGACGCUGUAUUCAGAUACUGGAGUUGCCUAAUGAGCACUUUCUGGCAGUGUGGCCCAAACGUUUCACUUUUUGGCUAUGCAGCCUGUUCUCUAAACGUUAAGUUCCUUGUGUGCUAAAAUGAAGGCACUUCUUGGCUUGCUUCUAUUAGGUGUAAUUUAUUUGUUUAAUUGCACCACCUGUUUGUGGUUUAUUUUCAUUGUGAUGUACAAUUUCUCAGUCUGUGUGGCAGAACCGAA